Molecule: messenger RNA, 767 nt
Organism: Drosophila subpulchrella
Lineage: Eukaryota; Metazoa; Arthropoda; Insecta; Diptera; Drosophilidae
Product: protein D2
Exons: 2
Coding region: 92-655 (187 amino acids)
Source: RefSeq, a predicted model, not a curated record
UAUUUGAGAAAAAUGUCGGUACUGAGGGACUGCUUACAUACAUAGGAAUUUCAGACAUUUCAAAUUUAAACUAAAUCAUUACUCACCAAAAAUGUCCGAGGCCGCUGUAUGCUUUUCGAAACACAAGAUUGUCCCGGAUAUCUUGAAAACGUGCCCCACUAGUUUGCUUAAGGUAACUUAUGGCGGCGGUCAGGUGGUGGACAUGGGCGGUGAAUUGACGCCCACACAGGUGCAAGAUCAGCCAAGGGUUGAGUGGGAUGCGGAUCCGAACGCCCUGUACACGCUAAUCCUAACCGAUCCGGAUGCCCCCAGUCGCAAGGAUCCCAAAUUUCGCGAGUGGCACCACUGGCUGGUGGUCAAUAUUCCGGGCAAUCAAAUUGAGAACGGCACGGUUUUGACCGCCUAUGUAGGUUCCGGUCCGCCACAAGGCACAGGUCUUCAUCGCUACGUCUUCUUGGUCUACAAGCAGGCUCAAAAGCUCACGUGCAGCGAGCCUAAAAUCCCAAAGACAAGCGGCGACAAGCGAGCCAAUUUCAGCACCACCAAGUUCAUGAGCAAGUAUAAGCUUGGAGAUCCAAUUGCUGGCAACUUUUUUCAGGCACAAUGGGACGAAUAUGUGCCCAAGCUAUACAAACAAUUGUCCGGCAAAAAGUAGCUCAAGUUUCUGGUGUCGGAGACAAUUUAAUUGGGUUAUUUUAAGGUUAUUGUUUUUUGAUUCCAAAUCCACAAAAAUCCGGCUGUGAAAUAAAAAAUACGUUACAAAAUUA